CCCUUGCGUGCUCCCACUCUCUCGAGUCUAGUCUCUGCUCGCCCCUCUCCGCUUCCGCCAUGUCCGCCGCCUCGCUCUCCGCGCCGUCGCGAUGGCUGCCGCCUCCUCUUGGAUCACUCUCUCUACUUCUCCUCCUCGGCUGCCUCGCCGCGUCGGUCCCGUUGCGGGCGGCGGAGGCGGCGGGGGUGCUGAGGCAGGUGGUCGAUGGUGGUGGAGACGGCGACAGCGGGGCCUUCUACGAGCCGUUCAACGUCACCUACGACCACCGCGCGGUGAUCCUCGGCGGCAAGCGGAGGAUGCUCGUCUCCGCGGGGCUCCACUACCCGCGCGCCACGCCCGAGAUGUGGCCGAGCCUGAUUGCAAAGUGCAAGGAGGGCGGUGCGGAUGUGAUUGAGACAUAUAUCUUUUGGAAUGGGCAUGAGCCGGCCAAAGGCCAGUAUUACUUUGAAGGAAGGUUUGAUAUUGUCAAGUUUGCGAAGCUGGUUGCUGCUGAAGGUCUAUUUCUUUUUCUGCGUAUCGGCCCAUAUGCUUGUGCUGAAUGGAAUUUCGGUGGUUUCCCAGUUUGGCUGCGUGACAUCCCUGGGAUAGAAUUCCGUACUGACAAUGAACCCUACAAGGCUGAAAUGCAGACUUUUGUGACAAAAAUCGUAAAUAUCAUGAAAGAGGAGAAACUUUAUUCAUGGCAAGGUGGUCCCAUUAUACUGCAGCAGAUUGAAAAUGAAUACGGUAACAUUCAAGGCCGCUAUGGUCAAGCAGGGAAGAGAUACAUGUUAUGGGCAGCUCAGAUGGCACUUGCACUUGAUACUGGUGUUCCUUGGGUAAUGUGUAGGCAAACAGAUGCUCCCGAACAAAUUCUUGAUACUUGCAAUGCCUUUUACUGUGAUGGAUUUAAACCAAAUUCCUACAACAAGCCAACAAUAUGGACUGAGGACUGGGACGGAUGGUAUGUCGACUGGGGUGAAACAUUGCCUCAUAGGCCUGCUCAAGACAUUGCUUUUGCUGUAGCUCGAUUUUAUCAACGUGGUGGAAGCUUGCAAAAUUAUUACAUGUAUUUUGGUGGAACAAAUUUUGAGCGAACAGCUGGUGGUCCACGUCAGAUAACAAGCUAUGAUUAUGAUGCACCAAUUGAUGAAUAUGGUAUUUUAAGGCAACCUAAGUGGGGGCAUUUGAAAGAUCUACAUGCAGCUAUUAAACUCUGUGAACCAGCUCUUAUUGCUGUAGAUGGAUCACCUCAAUAUGUAAAAUUGGGGCCCAUGCAAGAGGCUCAUGUAUAUUCCAGUGGAAAAGUCCAUACAAAUGGAAGCAUUUCAGAAAACGGACAGAUUUGCUCAGCUUUUCUAGCCAACAUCGAUGAACAUAAAUAUGUUUCAGUCUGGAUUUUUGGAAAAUCUUAUAGUCUACCACCCUGGUCUGUGAGCAUACUACCAGACUGUGAAAAUGUGGCUUUUAAUACAGCUAGGGUUGGUGCACAGACUUCAGUUUUUACUGUUGAAUCAGGGUCCCCCAGUUAUUCAAGUAGACAUAAGCCUAGGACUCUAUCCCUUAUUGGUGAUCCAUACCUCUCAAGUACGUGGUGGACUUCUAAAGAGCCUAUUGGCAAAUGGGGUGAAGGCAGCUUUGCUGCUCAGGGGAUAUUAGAGCACUUAAAUGUGACAAAAGACAUCUCUGACUACCUUUCAUAUACUACGAGUGUGAACAUUUCUGAGGAGGAUAUUGCAUAUUGGAAUUCCAAAGGCAUUCUUCCAUCACUAACCAUAGACCAAAUUCGUGAUGUAGCACGUGUAUUUGUAAAUGGGAAGCUUGCAGGUAGUAAGGUUGGUCACUGGGUCUCACUGAAUCAACCAGUUCAAUUGGUUCAAGGACCUAAUGAGUUGACGUUGUUGUCGGAGAUUGUUGGCUUGCAGAACUAUGGUGCUUUCUUGGAGAAGGAUGGAGCUGGAUUUAGAGGUCAAGUAAAACUCACUGGCUUGUCUAAUGGGGAUAUAGACCUCACUGAUUCCCUUUGGAUAUAUCAGAUUGGUUUGAAAGGUGAGUUUUCGAGGUUCUAUUCUCCUGAGAACCAAGGAUAUGCUAAGUGGAGUAGCAUGCAGAAUGAUGACACACAGACACCAUUCACAUGGUUCAAGACAAUGUUUGAUGCACCGGAAGGUAACGACCCGGUGGCCAUUGGUCUUGGGAGCAUGGGAAAGGGCCAGGCUUGGGUGAAUGGGCAUCUCAUUGGACGCUACUGGUCGAUAGUAGCGCCAGAGUCUGGGUGCCCAUCCUCGUGCAGCUAUGCAGGAACGUACGGUGAUAGCAAGUGCCGAUCGAACUGUGGCAUGGCUACGCAAAGCUGGUACCACAUACCACGCGAAUGGUUACAAGAGUCAGGCAAUCUAUUGGUACUCUUCGAGGAAACAGGGGGAGACCCUUCUCAGAUAUCGCUGCAGGUUCAUUACACCAAAACAAUCUGCUCAAAAAUAUCGGAGACUUAUUAUCCUCCCCUUUCUUCCUGGUCACGUGCUGCCAACGGUCGUGCCACCCUGAAUACGGUAGCUCCGGAGCUUCACUUACAGUGUGAUGAGGGGCAUGUGAUCUCAAAGAUUACAUUUGCGAGCUAUGGAACCCCUUCAGGUGGUUGCCAGAACUUCUCUGUCGGGAAUUGCCAUGCAACGACUGCUCUGGACUUGGUUACAGAGGCCUGUGUCGGCAAUAACAAAUGUUCCAUCAGUGUCACCAACGAUGUAUUUGGCGAUCCAUGCCGAAAGGUCGUAAAGGAUUUGGCUGUGGAGGCCGAGUGCUCCCCGCCGUCGGCUACCAAAGAACCUCGAGAUGAUAUGUGAUCAAGAUAUGGUAAGUUGGCCCUGAAAGAGCCGUGGUGGAAGGGAGCGUUUCUACAGCCUUGCAGGAGCAGCUGAGCUGGGUGCUACGUUCCUGCAUCGUUGCAUGUCCUGUUCCUUUUCACCCAUGUAUGUAAAGACAAGCACCUACUUGGGUGACUGGAAUGAAAGAAAGGGAAAGAAUAAGUUGUUUCCUGCUCUACGAA
Panicum hallii is the source of this 3025-nucleotide messenger RNA. Its product is annotated as beta-galactosidase 15. Lineage: Eukaryota; Viridiplantae; Streptophyta; Magnoliopsida; Poales; Poaceae. The record is from RefSeq and is a predicted model, not a curated record. Gene Ontology annotation, molecular function: beta-galactosidase activity; carbohydrate binding. Bases 60 to 2822 code for a protein of 920 amino acids. Gene Ontology annotation, biological process: carbohydrate metabolic process. The transcript has 19 exons. Gene Ontology annotation, cellular component: vacuole; cell wall.